UUUUUCUGCCGGUUCUAGAAAACCAACCACGAGUUGUCGUCGUGUGGGAGAAUCCAUCUUGAAGAGAGCUCUCCGGUUGUGUGACUAGUAAGCACAUUUUUUGUACUUCUUUAUUCUCCUUUUUCGACAUAUUUCAAGUUGAUAAGUUAAAAUGUCUGAGCUAGAGCAGCAGUACAUGGAAACAUCCGAAAACGGCCAUGAAGUCGACGAGGACUUUAACGGAGCCGGCCACACCGAGGAGGGGAUCGACGAUAGCGCCUUGAAUGACUGCGGAGAGGGCGAGGAGCAAGGCGUGGAGGAGAACUCGCAAAACGGCGGCUCGGAGGGCGGCCAGAUCGACGCCAGCAAAGGCGAAGAAGAUGCUGGGAAAAUGUUUGUUGGUGGUCUCAGCUGGGACACAAGCAAGAAGGAUCUUAAGGAUUACUUCUCUAAAUAUGGUGAGGUGACUGACUGCACCAUCAAGAUGGACCAGCAGACUGGAAGAUCAAGAGGUUUUGGCUUCAUUCUCUUCAAAGAUGCAGCCAGUGUUGACAAGGUCCUAGAACAGAAGGAGCACAGGCUAGAUGGCAGAGUCAUUGACCCCAAGAAGGCAAUGGCCAUGAAGAAGGACCCUGUGAAGAAAAUUUUUGUGGGAGGCCUUAACCCUGAUACCUCAAAGGAAGUCAUUCAGGAGUACUUUGGAACAUUUGGAGAGAUUGAGACCAUUGAACUUCCACAAGAUCCAAAGACAGAAAAGAGGAGGGGGUUCGUAUUCAUCACGUAUAAAGAAGAGGCUCCUGUCAAGAAGGUGAUGGAGAAGAAAUUCCACAACGUCGGUGGAAGCAAGUGUGAAAUCAAAAUCGCCCAGCCCAAGGAAGUCUACCAGCAGCAGCAGUAUGGUGCCCGUGGAUAUGGUGGACGUGGCAGAGGACGUGGUGGCCAGGGCCAGAACUGGAAUCAAGGUUACAACAACUACUGGAACCAGGGAUACAACCAGAACUAUGGCUAUGGACAGCAAGGCUACGGAUAUGGCGGCUAUGGCAACUAUGACUACUCUGCUGGUUAUUACGGCUAUGGGGGUGGCUACGAUUACAACCAGGGCAAUACAAGCUAUGGGAAAACUCCAAGACGUGGAGGCCACCAGAGUAGCUACAAGCCAUACUGAUCACACGUAGUGCAGGUCUAAAGUAAAUAAGAAAAAGAGAUCCAUGGUCUGACCACAGCGAACAUGGGCUCUGGCUUUUCCUUUGGAGUUGGCAGAAAUUUGGACUCAUACUCCAUUUGUACAGAUCAAGUGAGGAACUGGGGAAGCAAAUGUCACUUUUCCACUUUUUAUUUUAUAUUGUUUUGUGUCCAUUUACAUUUCCAGUGAUGGAAGUGUUAUUUUUACUGUACUUUUUGGUACCUUUUUGAAUCUAAUGUAUUGUAUGGUUGUAUUUUUACAUGUCUACUGGAUUUACAGAUGAGCAGGAGCAAGAGCUUUUAAAGCUCAAAAAUAAAACAAAUUUGCUUUU
Messenger RNA from Cheilinus undulatus (humphead wrasse), 1493 nucleotides. It is a transcript of the gene hnrnpaba, whose product is annotated as heterogeneous nuclear ribonucleoprotein A/Ba. Gene Ontology annotation, molecular function: RNA binding. The transcript is spliced from 9 exons. The record is from RefSeq and is a predicted model, not a curated record. Gene Ontology annotation, cellular component: nucleoplasm. Gene Ontology annotation, biological process: regulation of gene expression. Bases 152 to 1144 code for a protein of 330 amino acids. Lineage: Eukaryota; Metazoa; Chordata; Actinopteri; Labriformes; Labridae.